Molecule: messenger RNA, 2705 nt
Organism: Chara braunii
Lineage: Eukaryota; Viridiplantae; Streptophyta; Charophyceae; Charales; Characeae
Source: the annotation of a GenBank genome assembly
UCCGGUUUCUCAUGGCGCGAAGCCUCUUUUGAGGUGAAGAAGAUAAACCGGGAUGUCCGUUAUUUAGGAAAUGACGUAGAGUCAUCAAUCAAGCUUCGGAGGAAGGACACGCAGUAGGCUGGCCGCGGAGGCGGCUUUUAUGUAACUGGAGCCUGGGAGAAGGUGAGAGGGAGGAGGAGGAGGAGGAGGAGGAGGAGAGGGAGAGGGGAGGGAGGUAGUAGGAGGAGGAAGGAGAGGUAAGGGGGAGGGAGGGAGGUAGAAGGAGGAGGAGGAGAGAGGAGAGGGGAAACAAGGCUAUUAUGCGAGUUCGGUGAUCCCGAGGCUGGGGAGGAGGAGGGGGAGGAGAGGUUUCUUGCGCGGUUGGGGUUUAAAGGGGGACAGGGGAGAGGGGUAGGUACCCCUAAUCGCCAAGUUGGCUACCAGAAAGGCAUUGGCUAGAAGCCCCUCGACCCCCAAGGUCGAGGUGGCCAUAGCCAUGGGGUCGUCUUCAUCAGGAAGGAAGAGGAAAUCCUCCUCCUCCUCCUCCUCAGGCAGACGGGAGAGCCGAACGCCUGAUCUAUCGAACAGAGUCUAUACGGUCAGGCAGGGACCUAACUUCAAAUACGCUAUGAGCGUUAUGAAGGUGUGGCCGCUCGAGGUGAAAGUGGGCGAAGCUCUGAGGCCUAUGGGCCGUGAGCUCACGAGGAUGGUCCAGUUCCUGGAUGCAGUUUUGGACUUGAUGCAGAAACCACUUUCACGGUUUGAUUGACCUCCACAGCUUCUUCCGAGUGUCAAACCGAAUUCAUAUUUUACGGCCCCCACCUCCAUCCCUUCCUCCUGUUCUCCCUUGUUCCGUCCAUCGUUAUCCAUUCACUCGUCAAUUCUGCAAUGAUCGGGAUUAACCCAAUCCAUCUGACUGUCCAUUUGUCCGUCGAUCCAUCCGUCCAUCCAUGUAUCCAUCCAUCCAUCCAUCCAUCCAUCCAUCCACAUGCCCGCCUCUCCAUCCAUCCAUCCAUUUGUCCAUCCAUUUGUCCACUCAUCUGUCCAUCGGACUCCAUCCAUUAACCCCAUCCAUCUGUCCAUCAUGGGCGGAUGCAUUCUCACCAUCCAUCUGUCCAUCAUGGACAGAUGCAUUAACACCAUCCAUCUGUCCAUCACACCCCAUCCAUUAACCCCAUCCAUCUGUCCAUCGCACUCCAUCCAUUAACCCCAUCCAUCUGUCCAUCGGACUCCAUCCAUUAACCCCAUGGACAGAUGGAUGGGGUUAAUGCAUUCGUGAUGGUCAUCCAUCCGUCCAUCCGUCCAUCCGUCCAUUGGGCUCCAUCCAUUACUCCAUCUGUCACCCUUCCAUCUUUCCAUCCACCUACCCCUCCAUCCUUCAAUCCACCUACCCCUCCAUCCAUCCAUCCAUCCAUCCAUCCAUCCAUCCACCCAACCAUCCAUGAGGAAUGUUUGGCUGUAAUUCAGAUUCCGGUCCAGUUACGUGCAGGGAAGGGGUGCAAGCAGCAUUGGUGCGCGCGGUUGAGCAGAGGGAAUCGGCAAGCAAGAGGAGAAGCCUGCAAACUUGUCCUCCAGAGAGAAGAUCAGCUUCUCUCAACUCUUUUUCACAUCUAGUGAUCUCAACAGCAUUCAUCUCUCAUUCAGGGCACUGUGGUUUGGGAGCUCCGAAGAGAAGCGGAAGAAGGUUGCCUGCCUUUGCCUGCAAGUCUACAGAUGCGGCACUGUGGUUUGGGCUCUUGGAAGAGGAGCGGAAUGGCCAUUUCCGUUGCAGUUUUCUGUGACAACCAGAAGUGACAUCACCUUCGUUCUCCAUCCGAUCACGUGGCUCGGCUGGGAGGCUCAAUCAGCGACUACAGAUGUGGCACACAGGAGGGAAGCAACUGCCAGCUGGCUAUGGGGUUGUAAUGCCCCCGUCUUUCUCAGGUUAUUAUCUGAAUCUGCGCUGCGAGGAGAUUUGUGUCCCCCACAUUGUGCUGUACGACACACGCAAUGUGUGUCCCACAGGAUGUCCCACAAGGUGUCCCACAGGAUGUCCCCCAGGAUGUCCUACAGGAUGUCCAGUCCUCACAGACUGUCCUACAGGAGUCUCACAGGAUAUCCCAUGGUACACAUGCAAUGCACUAUGGGACAUAAUUGGCUGCCCCAUAUGGUCCGGUGGGACACAUGCGGCGUGUCACACGGUGUCCUCUCUACAUACAAUGUGUGUCCCGCAGGAUGUCCCACAUGGUCCUGCAGGACACAUGCAACGUGUCACACACUGGCCCAUGUACAUGUUGAUGAAAAGCAGGUCCUUAUGAGCAGGUUGGAGUUCCCCUUUCGGGCAUUGCAUUUCCUUUUUCGCCUUUUGCUGGCUUAAUAAUAACAGAGUACUCCGAAUUUUGAACCUUGCACUCAAUCCCAUAACUUGGGUAGCUCCAAGCUGUCACACUUUGUUUUCUGAUUUUACUAAAUUUUCAGUCGUUUUUAUUUUUUUUUAGUGUUGUAGUAGCUUCAGGCUUCGCAUGUGCAUGCUGCAUAGUUGUCCUUUUUUUUUUUUUUUUCUUGUCAAUACUGAGUCAAAAUCCAAUGCGCGAUUAGAACUGCCAAAAGGUACAACAAUACAGUAGUGGAGCAACUCUGUUAACAUCCACCCAAAGCUAAUCUGCAGCAAAACUCCGAUUGGUCAUGGCGAUUUGAUGGUGACCCCACAUGUUCCUCUGACUUCCUAGAAUGUCCCUACAAGACAG